This is a messenger RNA of Trichoderma breve, 3984 nucleotides long. RefSeq names its product hydantoinase b/oxoprolinase domain-containing protein. Bases 1 to 3984 code for a protein of 1327 amino acids. Lineage: Eukaryota; Fungi; Ascomycota; Sordariomycetes; Hypocreales; Hypocreaceae. The record is from RefSeq and is a predicted model, not a curated record. The transcript is spliced from 5 exons. Gene Ontology annotation, cellular component: cytosol. Gene Ontology annotation, molecular function: 5-oxoprolinase (ATP-hydrolyzing) activity. Gene Ontology annotation, biological process: glutathione metabolic process.
AUGGCAAAUUCAUCCAAGGAGCGCGGCAUUCGCAUAGCAAUCGACCGAGGCGGCACCUUCACCGACUGCGUUGGCGAGCACAAUGGCGAGGAAAUCAUCAUCAAGCUCCUCUCCGAGGACCCGGCAAACUACAAAGAUGCGCCGCUGGAGGGCAUCCGGCGCAUCAUGAGCCAUUUCCUCAAGCGGGACAUCCCCCGUGGCGAACCCUUGGACACUUCCAAAAUUGAUUCCAUUCGUAUGGGCACCACCGUGGCGACGAAUGCGUUGCUGGAAAGGAAGGGCGAGAAGAUUGCCAUGAUCGUCACAAAAGGGUUUAAAGACUGUUUGACGAUUGGUAAUCAGUCCAGGCCCAAGAUCUUUGACCUGGCCAUCAGGAAGCCGGAUGUUUUGUAUGAGCAGGUCGUGGAAAUUGACGAGCGAGUCACACUGGAGGAUUAUGCUGAAGACCCGGAAAGGAAAAUCACAGCGGCAGAUGCUCAGGCGGGCACCAAGGAGGCCGAAGGCAAAGAGCUCGUCAGGGGUCUCUCCGGCGAGACGGUCAGAAUAUUGAGACGCCCCGAACAUGGCGAUAUCAAAGAAAAGCUACAAAAGGUGUAUGACUCUGGAAUUCGCAGCAUAGCCGUGUGCCUUAUGCACGGAUAUACGUUCCCCGAGCACGAGGCUCUGAUAGGCAAGAUUGCAAAGGAGAUUGGCUUCCAACACAUUUCACUCAGUCACGAGCUGAUGCCCAUGGUGAAGCUUGUACCGCGAGCAACUUCUGUCUGCGCAGAUGCAUAUCUGACUCCUGCAAUCAGGAAGUACAUUGAUGGCUUCCAGGCUGGAUUUGAAGGAGGCUUGGGCACAGAGAGCGUCAAGCACGAAAAGGGUCCCAAAGGCGCUCGCUGUGAGUUUAUGCAGAGUGAUGGCGGUCUCGUUGAUGUCGACAAAUUUACGGGCCUCAAGGCCAUUUUAUCUGGUCCCGCAGGAGGUGUAGUGGGCUAUGCUAUGACAUCCUAUGAUGAAGAGACGAGGGUUCCCGUUAUUGGGUUUGACAUGGGAGGCACUAGUACAGACGUUUCUCGUUACGGAGAGGGCCGAUACGAGCACGUCUUCGAAACAACCACUGCCGGCGUCACGAUCCAGUCUCCUCAGCUGGACAUCAACACUGUCGCCGCUGGAGGUGGCUCUCGUCUCUUCUUCCGCAACGGAUUGUUCGUCGUGGAACCUGAGUCUGCCGGUGCGCAUCCCGGCCCUGCCUGCUACAGAAAAGGUGGUCCUGCAACUGUCACGGAUGCCAACCUGUACCUGGGCCGCCUUCUGCCAGAAUUCUUCCCCAAAAUCUUUGGCAAAAAUGAAGAUGAGGGACUGGAUCUGGAGGCGAGCAAAAAGGUGUUGCAGGAGCUGACAGACCAAGUCAACCAAGAGACUGGAAAGAAUCUGACCGUAGAUGAGGUCGCUUUUGGAUUCCUGACGGUUGCAAACGAGACCAUGACAAGACCUAUCCGAUCCAUCACCGAAGCAAAGGGCCACGAUACCUCUAAACACCGUCUGGCAACCUUUGGCGGUGCCGGUGGCCAACAUGCUGUCGCUAUCGCAGAGUCUCUCGGUAUUAGCCAGAUCCUUGUCCACCGAUAUUCAUCUGUCCUCUCUGCCUACGGCAUGGCACUUGCAGACGUUGUCGAUGAGCGACAAGAACCUGAUUCUUCAGUCUGGGAAGACAACGGCAAAGUAGUUACCGAGCUGAAGGCCAAGAUGGAGAAAUUGAAGGACAAGUCGCGAGCCGCUCUGAAAGACCAAGGUUUCGACGAGAACGAGAUUGUGUUUGAGGAGUAUCUCAACUGCAGAUACCGCGGUACUGAGUCCGCUCUCAUGAUCAUCAAGCCUAGCGAAGAAGAAGCAAAGGCGAGUUUUGAUGGAAAAGACUGGGAGUUUGGCAAGGCCUUUGUCAAGCACCAUCGCUACGAAUUUGGUUUCACGCUGGAUGAUCGAGACAUCAUUGUAGAUGACGUUAGACUCAAAUCGAUCAAAAGACAGGAUACUCCCUCGAAGAAGCAGCACAGUGAGCAGGAGGUCUACUUUGAAGGCGGCAGAGUCAAGACUCCUGUCUACAAGCUCAAGGACUUGAACGAGGGUGAUGUGGUCAAUGGACCAGCUAUGCUAGCGGACGGAACUCAAACUAUUGUUGUGACUCCACGCACCAAGGCUCUCAUUACAGGAACACAUGUUGUUCUGGACAUUUCAAAGGAAGGCACCAAAGAUGAGUCCCACAACACCGGAGGAGAUCGCGAAGUCGACCCCAUCAUGCUCAGUAUCUUCGGGCACAGAUUUAUGGCCAUUGCGGAACAGAUGGGCCGAGCUUUGCAAAAGACGAGUGUCAGCACAAAUGUCAAAGAAAGACUCGAUUUCUCCUGUGCCAUAUUUGAUGCCUCUGGCAACCUGGUAGCCAACGCACCACACUUGCCCGUGCAUCUAGGAAGCAUGAGCCACUUGGUCCGUCGACAGGCAGAGAUCUGGAAAGGAAGACUACAAAAAGGAGACGUCAUCAUUUCCAACCACCCUUCGUACGGAGGCACUCAUCUUCCAGACGUGACGCUAGUGAUGCCCGCUUUCGACCCCAAGGGCGAGAACAUUCUCUUUUACGCAGCAUCCCGAGCCCACCAUGCCGACAUUGGUGGAAUCAGCGCCGGCAGCAUGCCACCGCACUCUCGCGAGCUAUUUCAAGAGGGAGCUUCUAUCAAGAGCGAGAAGUUGGUCAGCGGCGGCAAAUUCGACGAGGAGCGGGUUAUCGAGCUCUUCUACAAUGAGCCGGCCCAGUACCCUGGAUGCAGUGGCACACGAAGCCUUGCAGAUAACAUCAAUGACCUUAAAGCUCAGGUAUCUGCCAACAACAAGGGCAUUUCUCUUAUUGAGACUCUGAUCGAUGAAUACGGUGAGGAAACUGUCCAGUUUUACAUGGUCAACAUCCAGAAGAAUGCCGAGAUGUGCGUACGACGACUGCUCAAGGACGUCUAUAAGCGGUUCGAGGGCAAGGAGUUGUCUGCUGUGGACUAUAUGGAUGACGGAACUCCCAUUCGGCUCAAAGUUACCAUCGAUCCCGAAGCAGGCGAGGCCGAGUUUGACUUUGAAGGAACUGGGCCUGAAGUGUACGGCAACAUCAAUGCUCCCCAAGCAAUCACCUUUAGCGCCAUCAUCUACUGCCUACGCUGCCUCAUCUCUGAAGAUAUCCCCUUGAACCAAGGAUGUCUGAAGCCAAUCCACGUCAAGAUUCCUCCCAAAUCUCUCCUUUCGCCAUCUGGCAACGCGGCUGUGGUUGGUGGAAACGUGCUCACCAGUCAGCGAAUUACCGAUGUCGUUUUCAAGGCCUUCCAAGCCUGCGCCGCCAGCCAGGGAUGUUGCAACAACCUCACAUUCGGCUUUGGAGGAAACCAAUCCGGCAAGGAAGCCGUCAAGGGCUUUGGCUACUACGAGACUAUUGCAGGUGGAAGUGGCGCCGGGCCUGACUGGGUUGGCACGAGCGGCGUGCACGUCCAUAUGACCAACACGAGAAUCACGGACUCAGAGAUCUUUGAGCGAAGAUAUCCCGUCAUCUUGAAAGAGUUUUCCAUUCGAAAAGGAUCGGGAGGCGAUGGUCAGCACCGUGGUGGCGACGGAGUCAUCCGAGAUAUAGAGUUCCGCAUACCCCUGCAAGUGUCGAUCCUUAGCGAGAGGCGUGUAUACCAUCCAUAUGGCCUCAACGGUGGCGAGGACGCCCAGUGUGGAUUGAACCUGUGGCUCCAAGGAGAAGAAGACUCAGGACAGACGGAAUACGAAGAGCGGCACAUCAACCUGGGAGCUAAAAACACGGCUGCCAUGUCGGCAGGGGACCGCAUCAUCAUAUGCACCCCGGGAGGCGGUGGCUGGGGAAAGCCAGGCGAAAAGAGCCAAGAGAGAAAAAGAGCCGAUGUCACUGAGAGCUGGAGCAAGGGCAGUUUCGCGGCUAGAGAAGAGACUGCUUUGCAGGCUUAG